UCCGGGCUCCCGGAAUCCCUCCCCACAUUCUAAGGUUCCGAGGCUUGUACCACACCUGUGCUGGAGGGCCUUACCCAGCUGCAGGGCUGGGGCGGGGGAGGGAGGUCUCGAAUCUCCUGCCCCAAGUCUCAGAGCAGAGGGGCGAGAGACACAGAGCAGACAGGCUGUGGGUGCGGCAGAGGGGCCUGAGCGGAGGGGCCCGAGCGGAGGACACCUGUGGGACGAGGGCGGGUGCAGACUCAUGGUCAUCACACCUCUUCGGGACGGAGCCACAGGGCAGAGGAAGCUCCCCCACACCACCGUGCAGAGGCUCCUGAACUGGGGGCUGCCGGCCCCCUGUGGCCGAUUCCUGCGGCGGCAGCCCGGAGAGUUUCCGGUCACUGCUUUCCUGCUGGGGGCAGGCACUGGAGGGCUCCUGGCCAUGGGUGAGUGUGGGGCCCCCCGGGGCAGGGGUGGGACCCAUCCUCUGACCUUCGACUUGACCCGUGCACUCGUAGGUCUCUUUCAGCUCCUGGUGAACCCCAUGAACAUCUAUGAGGAUCAGAAGGUGGUGACAUUGUACAGCCUGGUGGGCUUGGGGGCCGUGGGCUGGGGGACCUCCCCUCACAUCCGCUGUGCCAGCCUCCUGCUGGUACCCAAGAUGCUGGGCAAAGAGGGCAGGCUCUUUGUGCUGGGGUACGCCUUGGCUGCCAUCUAUGAGGGACCCGCGGCCAAUCUGCGGCACAACCUCAACGAGGUGGUGGCCUCGCUGGGCUGCACGGUGGAGCUGCAGAUCAACAACACGAGAGCGGCCUGGCGCGUCUCCACCGCCCCACUGCGAGCGGUGUUCAAGGGCCUGCUGGGCAGCAAAGUUUCACUGAAAGCCGAGACGCAGAACCUCUCCAAGGCCUUCGAGGACCUGGAUGCCCAGGUGAACAGCGAGAUGGGCUACAGCCCCGAGGACGCCGAGAGCCCGGAGGGGACGGCCCGAGGCGUGGGGACCCACCGAGCCCCACCUUCCGGGCGCCGUCUCUCCACACAGAAGAUGUACGAGCUGAAAACCAGGCUGCGCUGUUCCUACGUGGUGGACCAGGCCAUGCUCAGCUGCCGCCGCUGGUUCGACCGAAAGCACGAGCGGUGCAUGGAGCGCGUCUGGGUCCCGCUGCUCAGCCACCUGCUCUGCCUGCCCAUGAAGUUCAAGUUCUUCUGCAGUAUCGCCAGGGCGAUGGAAGUUUGGUGCCGCAGUCGCAUCCCAGUGGAGGGCAACUUCGGGCAGACCUAUGAUUCCCUCAACCAGUCUGUCCGCGACCUGGACGGGGAAUUUUCAGCCACUAUUGACCUCAAGGAAGAGAAGCAGGUGGCGGUGCUGGGCCUCAACACGAGCUGGGAGCACGUGAGCGCCGAGCUGCGGGACCUCGUCCGCCGCCAGGAGGCCCAGCUGGGGUGGACCCUGGGGCUGCUGCGUGUGCUGCUGUCCUGCACCUUCCUGCUCGUCCUGCACGCGUCCUUCUCCUACGUGGACAGCUAUAACGGGGACAUCCGCUUUGACAACAUCUACAUCAGCACCUACUUUUGCCAGAUCGACGAACGCAGGAAGAAGUUGGGCAAGCGGACUUUGCUGCCGCUCCGCAGAGCCGAGGAGAAAACCGUCAUCUUCCCCUGCAGUCCCUUCAUGCAGGCCUCGGAGAUGAGAAACGUGAGGGAGCUCGCAGAGACCCUGCCCGUCCUGCUGCUGCUGCUGGUGCUGUGCGGCCUGGACUGGGCUCUCUACUCCGUCUUCAACACCAUCCGCCAUCACUCCUUCCUGCAGUACACUUUCCGCAGCAGCCAUAAAUUGGAGGUGAAAGUCGGGGGGGACUCCAUGCUGGCCCGGCUUCUUCGGAAAACCAUUGGAGCCCUGAACACGUCCUCAGAGACCACGGUGGACUCCAGCAACAUGCGCUGCCUGCCGCAGCCCGUGAGCCUGAACCCCAGGGCCUACGUGAGGGCCGCGCUCCCCGUGGGCCUGCUGCUGUGUCUGUGCCUCCUGCAAGCCUUCGGCUACCGGCUCCGGAGAGUCAUCGCGGCCUUCUACUUCCCCAAGCGAGAGAAGAAGCGGGUCCUGUUCCUCUACAAUGACCUGCUGAGGAAGAGGGCGGCCUUUACGAAGCUGAGGAGGGCUGCCAUCGUGAGCCGGGCGCAGCGGCAGGGGGCCCCCGUAAGUCCAGGCUGCCCACCCCCCCACACCGCCGCCCCCUGUGGUUCUGAGGACCCCGGGAGGGGCUUCUCCCGCCGCUCCGUCCAGCCCCGGGGGGCCGGCCUGCGGAGCUCAGCAAGUUCCCACGAGAUGCACGCCAGGGGCCCUGGACGUCCAGCUCCCCGGGGGUCAGGGCCGAGCCUGCCUCUGUCCCCCCGCGUUCAGGCCAGCCUGAGACACUCAGUGGGCCAUCAGGAAGCAGGCAGAACAGAGAAUCAGAUUUGAUACAGCCUGACUAGAAGAAAGCAAGGGGGCUUCCCCGGGAUCAGGGGACCUGAGGCAAGCCACAGAUGCUACUGCGAGGUCACAGACCAGAAGCUCGGGGCCUCUGCCGGAGGUGGGGAGGCAGGUGGGCGGGGGGUCAGGGAGGCAUCACGAAGGGGCACGUGGUGGAAGGACAGAGCACACGGCCAGAAGCAGCAGGUUCCAGCCCACGCUUCCUCAUCAAGCUGUGUGACCUUGGCCAUGGUCCUCAAGGGACCUCAGAGGGUGGACAGAUCUGCAAGGCCUGUGCAGAGAUCAGUGGCAGUGAGGUGUGGGGUGCUGGUGCCAGAGGGCCUGGGUUUGAAUCCUGGCUCCUUCAUCACCAUGGCAACGGGAUCUGCGGCGUUUACUUAAAAGCUGUGCCUUGGUGUUUCCCUUCUGCAAGACGCAGUGAACCACUUCUCCAUCUGGUUGUUGAAAGGGUUAGAGGAGCCUCGCUGUCACGGAGCAGGCGCCUAGCAACUCCCACGCACAUGUUGUCGUCAUGUGACCCUUCUUGGUACAGGACCCGUGUUGUU
Molecule: messenger RNA, 2997 nt
Organism: Leopardus geoffroyi (Geoffroy's cat)
Lineage: Eukaryota; Metazoa; Chordata; Mammalia; Carnivora; Felidae
Gene: DCST1
Product: DC-STAMP domain containing 1
Exons: 14
Coding region: 242-2440 (732 amino acids)
Cellular component (GO): membrane
Source: RefSeq, a predicted model, not a curated record